AUGUUGUCCCAAGUCACCGCGCUCCUACUAUUGCUUCUAGCAACAACACUCGCAACAGCAGCGCCUAACUGCCCGCCCCUCGGCCCCGUCUUCGAAAAGCCGCGAAACUUCAAGUCCAGUGCCGCCAUCCGCGCCGCUCUCGCCAACCUAACCGAGGCCUUCCAAGCCCGCGACACCGACGACUCGGCGGCUGUCCGCGCCAACAUCACCAGCUACAGCCUCGAGGUGUUCAGCAUCAGCGACAUCGAUCCGGUCGUCUUCAGCUGGCAUCACACCGCUUCUGCACACGCUUCGAGCAACAUUACCAAUGGUGGGGUGAAGAAGACGGAUUCCAAUACAGUCUACCGUCUGGGCAGCUUGACCAAGAUCUUUACCGUUUAUACGUGGCUGGCGCAGGACGGGGAUGUGCGAUGGAAUGAGCCGAUUACCAAGUAUGUGCCCGAGCUAGCGGAGGCGGCGGAUAAGGCGAAGGAUGAUCCGGUUGGAAACGUGCAGUGGGGGGAGGUGACAGUGGGCAGUCUUGCGGGACAGUUGUCGGGGGCUGUGAGGGAUUAUGGCUUAAUGGGCGAACUUACGCAGACGGUCGACCAGAAUACUGCGAUCCAGCUUGGAUUUCCGGGUCUGAACAGCUCAGAUCCGACUCUGCCCAAGUGCGGCGUUUGGCCCCAUUGCAACAGGACUGAAUUCUUCUCCGGCCUCCUGCAAGUCUACCCCUCCUACGCGCCCUUCACCACCCCAGCCUACACCAACACCGGCUUCCAAAUCCUCGCCUACGCGCUUGAGUCCAUCAAAGGCAAGCCCUUCCAACAGCUCAUGGAAGAAUCCAUACUCCGCCCGCUCAACCUUUCCCACACCUUCUACAACAAGGCCCCGUCAAACCUCGGCAUCAUCCCCGGCCCUGGCUCCGCCUCCGACGCCCAAUGGGACUACCAACUCGGCGACGAGAACCCAGCAGGAAACAUGUACUCCUCCGUGCGCGACAUCUCCGCCCUCGGCCGCUCCAUCAUGCGUUCCACGCUUUUAGCUCCCGCCCUCACGAACCGCUGGCUCAAACCGACAUCUUUAACCUCCGAACCCAACGCGGGAGUCGGCUACCCCUGGGGCAUCCGGCGCAUCGUGCUGUCUAGCGUGACCAACGGCAAGCGUGUGGUAGACGCUUACAACAAGGCCGGGCGGAUAGGUUACUACAACUCGCUCUUGAACCUGUUACCGGACUACGGCGUCGGCUUUUCCGUCUUGCUGGCUAGUCCGAACCUGCCCGCCAACGCGAACUUCAACCUCGCGGAUGUGCUAGGUGAGCAGCUUCUGCCAGCGCUGGAAGCGGCAGCGCGAGAACAGGCGCAGGACACCUACGGCGGGACGUACUCCAACGGCGGCAACUCGUCGCUGGAAAUAACCACCCAGCCCGAUCGCCCCGGGCUGGGAAUCGAGAACUGGGUGUCCAACGGGACGGACAUGCAGUACGUCUCUGUCGUUUUGGCAGCGGGGUACUCGCCCGUUAAUCCGUCGAUCAGGCUGUACCCGACAGGUCUGGAGACGGUGAUUCCCGGCGAGAUGAACCGCGAUACGGGGCGCGCGGCGACGAAAGGAAAGAGGGUGGCGUAUAAGGCCGUCUUUGAGGAUCUGAACGUACCGGCCAGAAACCCGCUGAGCAUGUUCUCGACGGACUGUGGGAGCUGGGUUAGCUUGACCGGGGUCACGUAUGGGAGUAUGCCGUUGGAUCAGUUUUUCUUUGAAGUGGAUGGAAAUGGCAAGGUGGUGAGUGUGGAGAAUGCGGCGUUGAGGAUGGUUAUGAGGAGGGGAUGA
Sordaria macrospora k-hell is the source of this 1806-nucleotide messenger RNA. RefSeq lists its product as uncharacterized. The record is from RefSeq and is a predicted model, not a curated record. Lineage: Eukaryota; Fungi; Ascomycota; Sordariomycetes; Sordariales; Sordariaceae.